Westerdykella ornata is the source of this 564-nucleotide messenger RNA. RefSeq lists its product as uncharacterized. The transcript has 3 exons. Lineage: Eukaryota; Fungi; Ascomycota; Dothideomycetes; Pleosporales; Sporormiaceae. The record is from RefSeq and is a predicted model, not a curated record. The coding region runs from base 1 to 564 and encodes 187 amino acids.
AUGGCCAUUGGAUUCAACCACGAACAAGUCCCGGUCGGCCUCAAGAUCGCUCAAGCUGUUGGCUUGACCGCGAGCGCGUACCUCUUUGGCCAGAAUGCAUCUAUCUCUUAUAUCGGCGUUCCCGCCCUCAUGCAGGCUCCCGCACCACUUGCUGUCAAACAAUGGGACACGGUUUACUCGAUUGGCAAGAAGACUGCCCCUGCACUGGCCGUCGUGAGCAGCUUAGCUCUAGGAUAUGUAACAUAUCACCUGGACCCUAGAUCCCUUCAUUAUAAGCUGAACCUCGCCGCCACGAUCCUGAUCCCCAGUAUCAUACCCUACACCUUCGCUUUCAUCGUCCCAACGAACAAAAAGCUCUACGAAAAGCUCCGGUCUCUUGCUACAACUGGGCUCGAAGACAAAGCUGCGGAGGUUGGUGUCGCCAAGAAGGAGACUGUGAAUGCGCUGCUCGACAAGUGGGCGACAUUGAACCUUAUCCGGGCUCUGCUUGCAGGCGCCGGUGCUGUUCUGGCGGCUUGGGGUACCGUAUCUCAUCUGCAGGAGACAGUGUUUAUUGCCUCUUGA